Paralichthys olivaceus (Japanese flounder) is the source of this 2971-nucleotide messenger RNA. It is a transcript of the gene galnt6, whose product is annotated as UDP-N-acetyl-alpha-D-galactosamine:polypeptide N-acetylgalactosaminyltransferase 6 (GalNAc-T6). The record is from RefSeq and is a predicted model, not a curated record. Gene Ontology annotation, biological process: protein O-linked glycosylation. NCBI's taxonomy places the organism in Eukaryota, Metazoa, Chordata, Actinopteri, Pleuronectiformes, Paralichthyidae. Gene Ontology annotation, cellular component: Golgi apparatus. Gene Ontology annotation, molecular function: polypeptide N-acetylgalactosaminyltransferase activity.
CACCAGCAGGGGACUCCAGCCAAUCAUUUCAUUGGAUGACACCUGUUGUGAUCUCAGGACCACUGAGAGGACACUGCUCUGUGUCAGUCUCAGUGUCUCUCUACGUGUGUCUCUCUGUGUGUGUCCCUGUCUCUGAACUGUUCCUCUCUGCCUCUUCACGGAACUGGAAACACUGUCGCGUGCUCGUCUGGCAACUUUCCACCCGUGAGGAAGUAUCGAGUGAAUCGCAACAACAGCUGGAGACAACUGCGACUCUUGUAGGUCAGGGGCGAGCCUUGGUCCUGUCAUGCUCCACGUAGCAGACUCUACUUCCCGUUAGCAGGCAUGGGAGUUGCAGCCUGAGCAAGCAGUGCUGCAGCCCACCUGCUGCCACGUGGGUCCUGGAGGAUCUGUGGCCGGAGCAGCCCUGGGAGCAACAUAGUUAUUUGGAAGAUGCGGCUGUUUCUACGCCGGCGUAUGUCCCCUCUGAAACUGGUGAUCCUCGGUGGGACUCUGUUCUUGGUGGUGCUGGUGGUUCUGCAGAGGGAUGUUGGCUCUGCGCCUGAAGGGGACCCCUGGUUUCAGGAGCUGGUGGACAAGAAGGACAAGAUGUUGGUCAUGGUCCGAGAGGCCGUCAACAACAUUGGUUUCCAGAUAAAAGCUCCGCAGCCGCAGCCGCUGCCUGAGCAGGAGCAGCCCACCCAGGACGUCAAGUGCCCUACUGGCUUCUACACACAAGCUGAACUCAAGCCUCACCUGGAGAGACCUCUGCAGGACCCCAACAGCCCUGGGGCUGAUGGGAAGGCAUUCCAAAAAGACCAUAUGAGCCCAGAGGAGGAGAAGGAGAAGGAGGAGGGUAUGACGCGGCACUGUUUCAACCAGUUUGCCAGCGACCGCAUCUCACUCAGCCGUAGUCUCGGGGAUGACUCAAGGCCUGUGGAGUGCGUGGAGAGAAAGUUCCGCCGCUGUCCUCCUCUGCCCAGCACCAGCGUUAUUAUCGUCUUCCACAAUGAGGCUUGGUCCACGCUCCUCAGGACGGUCUUCAGUGUUCUGCACACCUCUCCUGCAGUCCUGCUCAAAGAGAUCAUCAUGGUAGAUGACGCAAGUACUGCAGAGCACCUGAAGCUCCAGCUGGAGGAAUAUGUGCGUCCGCUGAAGAUCGUCCGUGUAGUGAGGCAGGUGGAAAGGAAGGGUCUCAUCACAGCAAGGUUGCUGGGUGCUAGUCUCGCUCAGGGAGAAAUUCUCACCUUUCUCGAUGCACACUGUGAGUGUUGGCCAGGAUGGCUCGAGCCCCUGUUGGCCCGCAUUGUUGAAGAGCCCACUGCUGUUGUGAGUCCAGAAAUCACCACCAUUGACCUCAGCAGCUUCCAGUUCCACAGGCCUGUGGCCACCAACCGCGCUUACAACAGAGGGAACUUUGACUGGAGCUUGACUUUUGGCUGGGAGGCAAUCCCAGAGGAUGCAAAGAAGCUGCGCAAGGAUGAAACUUGCCCUGUAAAGACGCCUACUUUUGCUGGAGGUCUUUUCUCAAUCUCAAAGGAAUACUUUGAACACAUUGGUACAUACGAUGACAAGAUGGAGAUCUGGGGAGGUGAAAAUGUGGAAAUGUCAUUCAGGGUGUGGCAGUGUGGGGGUCAGCUGGAGAUCAUCCCUUGUUCUGUGGUGGGCCAUGUCUUCCGCACCAAGAGCCCCCACACGUUCCCCAAAGGCACAGAGGUCAUCACUCGUAACCAGGUGCGCCUGGCCGAGGUCUGGAUGGACGACUACAAGCACAUCUUCUACCGCCGCAACAAGAACGCUGCAACUAUGGCCAGUGAGCAUAAGUAUGGGGACAUCUCCGAUCGCUUGAAACUAAGAGAGCAGCUGCAAUGCAAGAACUUCACCUGGUUCCUAAACACAAUCUACCCAGAGGCUUUUGUUCCAGACUUAACACCAGAAAAAUUUGGAGCACUAAGAAACUCAGGAUCUCAAACCUGUCUGGAUGUUGGAGAGAACAACCAGGGAGGCAAACCUGUGAUCAUGUACAUGUGUCACAACAUGGGAGGCAACCAGUAUUUUGAAUACUCAAGUCAUAAGGAGCUGCGUCAUAACAUUGGAAAGGAGUUGUGUCUUCAUGCCAAUACACAGCCAGCGCCAGUGAAGAUUGAGUUUUGUCAGCUGAAGGGGAAGGGCACCAGUUUGUCACCACAACAGGAGUGGGUCUUUACAGAGGAAAAUCUUCUGAAGAAUCCCAGCAGUGGGAAAUGUUUACAGCUGAAAGGAGACCAGAUUCAAAUAGACAAUUGUAAUCCUGCUGACCUCCACCAGCACUGGACCUUCAGCUGACACCCCAGUAUGUCCACCAAGUGACCUCUGGCACCUUCUACCCCCCUCUCCUCAGACUCGGAUCUGAGGAGCCAGUCCUACAAUGAGCCAGCAGCACUUCAUGCUGUGGAGCUCAGGGCAUUUGGCUAUAGUGAGUGGACUGAAAAAGAAGGAGGACAAUGUAAAGACAGUUGCAUCUGUCGAAGCUGCUAAGGUCCAUCUUAACAUGUUUAAAUUAAUUUAUGAUAUAAUCUCAGGAUAGACAUUUAAAGGUGAUGGGAGAAACCCUGCCCCCACACAGUGUGGACGUAGCAGGCACGAGUUAGAGCUUGACCAAAGGAUGAUGGCUGUGAACUGUCAUGAUCUUAAUUCAGUGAACAUGACAAUGAAUGAAAUGUGACAAAAUGCACAAGUGUCACUACAGAUAAGGAAGUUUCAGUUUUUUUUAAUUAAAAAUCCUACUUUGUGUCAGAUGAGUGAUUUCCUCUAAAUAAAUGUUCAUAUUUUUUAUCAUGAGUAUUCAGAAAAAACAAUUCUGGAGGGUAAACAAUGGAAAAAUCUUCUUUAUUAACAAGUUUCACCUGUUUUCACCUUUUUGUAAUUUUAUGAUCUUACUCGAAUUUUCUGUUUUGUUUUCACCAAGUGAUUGUUCGAUAAUGAUUUACCAAAUGAAACGUACCCUGAAAGA